Messenger RNA from Dioscorea cayenensis subsp. rotundata (Guinea yam), 1182 nucleotides. Its product is annotated as probable vacuolar amino acid transporter YPQ1. The transcript is spliced from 11 exons. Lineage: Eukaryota; Viridiplantae; Streptophyta; Magnoliopsida; Dioscoreales; Dioscoreaceae. The record is from RefSeq and is a predicted model, not a curated record. Bases 1 to 1182 code for a protein of 393 amino acids.
AUGGGAGAUCAAAUAUGGUCACACUGUUCUUCCCAAUAUCAUGAGAAGGAGUACUACUAUUGUGUGAAGUGGGUGGAGAAAUACUUCAAGGAUUGUGUUUGCAACUUAAGCAGUGAGAUCUCAUUCACUCUUGGCCUUGCAAGUCUCUUCUUCUGGGCCAUUGCUGAAAUCCCUCAGAUCAUCACCAACUUCCAUUCCAAGUCUGCCCAUGGUGUCUCCCUCUCUUUCAUCCUCACUUGGAUUCUUGGUGACAUCUUUAAUUUGGUUGGUUGCCUUCUUGAACCUCUCACUUUGCCCACACAGUUUUAUACAGCACUGUUGUACACUUCUGUUACUGUGGUGUUGCUAGUGCAAACCAUUUACUAUGAUUAUUGGCUUAAAUGGUGGAAGAACAAGAGCUUUAAUAAGGAUAACAAAGAGGUUGAUGAAAGAAGGCAGCAUUUGAAUGCUGAUUUAGAAGACUACUCAACCAAGCCAUUAUUGCUCAAUAAAAGUACACUACUCUCAAUUAGAACAUCUCCCAAGGCAGACAUAUACUACAUGUCUGCAAGGUCCCUAGCCAGCAGUGGAACUCCUCCAUAUGGUUCUUCUUCUUAUCUUGUGGCUCCAAAGAGUGGUCCUUCUGCAACUCUUGCCCAUGACUCGUCCUCUGAGGACGAGUGUGACUCGCCGAUUUAUAACACUCGCACUCGAACCAAACCGAUAAGAAUUUUAUCCCGUUCGGUUGGGUAUGGAACAUUUAUAGCAAGCUCAAUUGGUCUACCAUUUCAAUCAAAAGCAUUAUUAAUGGAGGGGCAAUUGACACAUGAAAUGCAAAUUAAUACUUUGGGACUUUGCUUAGGAUGGAUCAUGGCUGCCAUUUACAUGGGUGGUCGCUUACCUCAAAUAUAUCUCAAUAUCAAACGAGGAAGCGUCGAGGGUUUGAAUCCACUCAUGUUCAUCUUUGCACUUCUUGCUAAUGCAACUUAUGUUGGAAGCAUCCUUGUGAGGAGUAUUGAAUGGGAAAGGAUAAAAGCUAAUGCACCAUGGUUAUUGGAUGCAAUUGUCUGUGUUUUACUUGAUCUAUUUAUCAUAAUACAAUUUGCAUACUAUAAGUUCAUGAAGAGGUCUGCCUUCCAUGAAGAAGAUGAAGAUGAAGAUGAUGAAAGCUCCACAACAUUCAAGAAGCCCCUCAUUAUCUAA